Molecule: messenger RNA, 3141 nt
Organism: Acromyrmex echinatior (Panamanian leafcutter ant)
Lineage: Eukaryota; Metazoa; Arthropoda; Insecta; Hymenoptera; Formicidae
Gene: ksr
Product: kinase suppressor of ras
Biological process (GO): protein phosphorylation
Molecular function (GO): protein serine/threonine kinase activity; ATP binding
Source: RefSeq, a predicted model, not a curated record
UUCUCUCUUCUCAUAUUGUGAACGAGGGCAAAUGAACGUGCUGAUCGGUCAAGCUCGCGGACAGCCCGGUAGCAUCGAUUGACGUCAUCGACAGGCGGCCAAGAUGGUUGUCAAUGUUGAUAAGUGGUUUGGUUAUACGGUAGAUCGGUAACAAUAAACGACUGGGACAGGGAUAUUAAGAGUAGUCGGCGUUAUGCCUGUCAAGUGAAAGCCCAUACCGAUGAAAAUCCACGCAUUAGGUUGGCCGUUGCGCGAGGAAUGGCAGCCUAUGGAAAUGUGGAGAAAAUACGACGUGCUAUGGACGUCGCACAAACUAUGAUUAAUUUGGCCGCUGAUCAGCUUGACGAUUUGCGGUCUCAGUGCUCCGUUAAUGCUCCGCUCACUCAGAAAGAAAUACGGCAAAUGGAGGCAAAAUUAAUAAAAUUAUACUCCAAGCAACUUGCGGCAAAGGCUAAAUUGGCCGAUUCAUUACCAUCAGACAUGAUACAAUAUCCAUUGUUAGAACAAUGGUUGAGGGUAGUUGGUCUUACUGAGGACUCAAUACAGAUGGUUUGUUCUAAAGUUAAUACUAUUGAGGCCCUGAAGGAGAAGUCUGAACUUGAAUUAAAGGGUAUGUUAAAUAAAAAUUGUAUAUACUACAAGGAAGAAUGUCGUAGGCUUUGUAAAGCAUUGGACAUUCUAUGGCAAUACACUGAUAUUCUGAUAAGAGGAGGUACGGAAAAAAAUGAUUCAGAUUUAUACUGGGACUCUUGGGACAGUUUACGCAAGGAAAUUUGUCCUAAGCCAAUUCUCUCUCGUACUACGCGGUGUUCCAUUCCAUCAGAGAGUAGCAUUCCAUAUCAUAAUAACAACAAUGAUGUAUUAAUACCAGCUUCUGCAAUAUCAACUUCUUUUUCAAUAUCAAGUAAUCCUCCCUGUAUCUCAUUACCAAAGAGAGAGCUAGAAUAUGAAGUUAAACCUCUGCCUCCAGAAGUUAAAACACCUCCUCCAUGUAGAAAACAUUUGAUUAGUGUACAAAAGAGACCAUUACAAUCUGAAGUGCUUCCGUUAGCUAAGUCAAAAUCUCAUGAAUCACAAUUGGCAAAUCGUCGUCUUGCUAACAUAAUACAAUCAUUUGAUAAUGAUGAUAUAUCAUUUAGUUUUAGAAAUAAUUCUUCUGUAGAGAAAAACAACGAUUCUCCUAUAAGAAGAAAUCUACCAGCAGAACAAAAUUUAGAUUGUGGUACAACAGACUCUGGAAAAGAAGAAAGUCCCUUAUCAAGCAACAGUAGUCCUAUUAAAUCACCCAUUAAAUCACCUCUCUCUAUUAAAUCACCUGUUGAAUUACCUAUUGAAUUACCUUUCAAUCAUCUUAAAUCAUCUAUUAAAUCACCUAUAAAAUCACCUGUUAAAUCACCUGUUAAGUCAUUUGUUCGAUCACAUUUUAAAUCACCACCACCACCUCCAAUCUGUACCACAAAUCCAGAAAGUGAUGAUAAUCUUGAGGGAACAGGAACGAGUCUCCAAGUGCCAAACUCUCCAUCUACUCCUGGUUCAUCUCGCGGCAUGAGUCAUGCAAUUACUCAUCGAUUUACCAAAUGUUUUAAUAUGAUGACAGUAUGUGACUAUUGUGAGAGACCAGUGUUUGUGAAUACUUUAAGAUGCAAGGAAUGUAAAUAUAGGUGUCACCCAGAAUGUCUGUCCAAAGUACCCUCUUCUUGUGGCAUACCUCGAAAAUUUGUUGCUGCGUUUAAACGAUCUAUACAAUCUUUACAACAUUCGUUGAAUGUUUCCCCAGUAUUAAAGAGGACUGGCAUGACAUCUUCGAAUAAUGUAGACUUAUUACCCCCUUUAAAUCGCAAAGACAGGAGACGGUCAUACACACAAUCUUCUACGAAUAUACCUGUUCAUGGCGAUUCUAAUUUAAAUACAUUCAGCCAUAACCGCUCAACACCUUCUAGUCCAGCAUUGCUAUCAACCACUGUUAGCCACAGUACACAUUCGUUUUUAAAACAGUUUCAUUUUCCAGAUGUAAUGAUAAAAAAGGAGGCAUUAUCAGGAAAAUUACAUGAGAAGAGAUACAAAUCUGAAUCAGCGAUUUCAAAUGAUAAUAGAAGGAAAACUGAUAUGGAUGAUACUUCAGAUUCAGAGGUAUCAAAAAGAGUUGAUUCUCAGGAAUCUUUAAGUUCUGACAGCGAAAUAGUUGAAAAUCCAUGUCGUUGGCCUCGACAAAAUAGCGUAUUGAUGCAAGAGUGGGACAUUUUAUAUAGUGAAUUAAAAGUUAGAAAUUUGAUUGGAAAAGGAAGAUUUGCUACAGUGCAUAGAGGUUUUUGGCAUGGGGAUACUGCAAUUAAAAUUUUAAAUAUGAGUUAUUAUUCAGAAGAUGAAAAGACAUUAGAAACAUUUAGAUUAGAGGUCGCCACAUACCGAAUAGCUCGACACGACAAUAUAAUAUUAUUUUUGGGAGUUUGUACGAAACCUCCUCAAUUGGCUCUAGUGACUAGUUUGUCUAGAGGCAUAUCACUUUAUACUUGUCUUCAUAUACGAAAAGACAGAUUUACUUUGUCUGAAAUUAAUUCUAUAGCUCAACAGAUAUGUCAGGUAAAUAUGAAAAUCAUAUAUAAAUAUUACGUAAACAUUUUUAAAAUAACAUUAAUUUUCAAAAAAAAAUUUUUUAAUUAUUUUGGACUAGACAAGGUGUUUCUUAUAAAUUUUUGGAUGCUGAAAGGAGAACCAUUGAAUAUACCACCAGGUUGGUUAUGUUACUUAGCACCUGAGAUUGUUCGACGAUUAAAACCAUUAAAUCGGGGUCAGGACAAGUUACCAUAUUCAAUUGAGUCUGAUGUAUAUGCAUUUGGGACUAUUUGGUAUGAAUUAUUGUGUGGUGAAUGGCCUUUUAGAGGUCAACCUACUGAAGCUAUUAUUUGGCAAGUUGGAAAAGGAAUGAAACAAUCUUUAUCAUAUUUACAAGCUUCCCGUGAUGUGAAGGAUGUUCUAAUGUAUUGCUGGUCAUACCAUGCAAAGAGACGUCUUGAUUUUAUAGAGAUAAUAAUCUUACUUAAAAGGCUGUCUCGCAAAAAAUUAGCGCGUAGUUCUUCUAAUCCUACAAAUUGUACUCGUUCUGCAGAAUCUAUGUUUUGAAUACAUUUAUGUUUAUUUAAA